CUCGUACUCGUAGUCCCAGAGCAGAAUCCUUUCGCUGCCGGUCAAGUUCCAAGUGUCGGCUCCAGCUUCAGUCGGUACAACAUCCCAUCAUGAGCCUCUCCAAGCUAGCAGAAUUCGGCACCCGCCAUGUCGCCAAAGGCAUCGGACGACUGGCCACUGAGGUCAUUGAAAGCGGCAGUGGGAGUUAUGUGACCAUGAUGAGCGGCAGGAAGAUGCUCGACUUCACCUGCGGCAUUGGUGUCGCUAAUCUGGGUCACUGCCAUCCGGCCGUCACCAAAGCCGCUCAAGCCCAAGUCGGCAAGAUGGUCCACGCGCAGGUAAACAUUGCAUUUCAGAAGCCAUAUCUCGAGCUGAUCCAAUCACUCUUACCGCUCAUGCCGCACAAAUCACUGGACACAUUCUUCUUCUGGAACUCUGGCUCCGAAGCCGUCGAAGCCGCCGUGAAACUCGCCCGACAUGCCACCAAGAAGCAGAACAUAAUUGUGAUGCAAGGCUCUUACCACGGGCGUACUGCUCAAACCAUGCAAAUGACGCGCUCAAAGACGAUAUACAGUGAGGGCUACGGACCGCUUCCGCCGGGCGUGUUUGCAGUCCCAUUCCCAUACUGUGCGCAAUGUUCGAUCGCAACCCGAAGCGACGGAAAGUACAACGCCGAAAACUGUUGCAUGGAUCCCGUAGACCAGCUGGAGCUUUUGCUUAAGCGCGAGAGCGCCCCGUCCGACACGGCAGCUAUCUUUAUUGAGCCUGUGCUGGGCGAAGGAGGCUAUGUCCCGGUAGUCCCAGCUUACCUGAAACGCCUGAGAGAAAUCUGCGACAAGAACAACAUCCUGCUGGUCGCGGACGAGGUACAGUCCGGAUUCGGUCGGACCGGUAAGAUGUUCGCCAUCGAGCACUACGGCGUCCGCCCGGAUAUCUUGGUCAUGGCCAAGGGCAUUGCAAACGGCUUUCCCCUGUCGGGCAUCGUCUCACGAAAGGAAUUGAUGGACCUGCAGAAGCCUGGCUCGAUGGGUGGCACGUACGCCGGCAAUGCAGUUUCGUGUGCGGCUGGAAUUGCCGUGGCGCAAGCAUUCAAGGACGAGAAGAUUCUGGACAACGUCAAUGCCCGAGGGAAGGAGAUGAUGGAUAUGCUGAAGAAAGCGAAAUCCGACUUCCCAAAUGUGGUCUACGACGUGAGAGGGCUGGGCCUGAUGCUGGCGUGCGAAUUUGUCGCUGGCAAGAGCUUUGCGUCAAAGGUGCAGGCCAAGUGCAUGGAGAACGACAUGCUGAUCCUGACUACUUCGAUCUACGAUACGCUGCGGUUUAUCCCACCAUUAAACAUCACCAAGGAGGAUAUGGCGAAGGGUUUGGGCAUCAUUCGACAAGCGAUUGGGGAGGUAGCGGCUGGUGAGGAUCCUCCCGAGACAAAGACUAAAGGUCAAGCGCCGGAGUAGCUGGAUUGGAACUUGUACAGAUGUCUGGAGAGCCAUGAUGAGUCGGAGAGAAUACGCAAAACUCGGGUCUGAAAAUCGCUAAUACCUGAAUAACAAGGCAUUAUAGGCGGUGCACCUGUGGUAGUAGUAUGUGACAGGCAUACGAGAGACGAUGAGACGGACGGCGUCUGAGCCUAACCCGAGAUUGGAGUGGAGAUGGCUGCAGGUCGACCGCCCUGGUCACUCGAGAAGUGCACCACCUGAUGCUGCGCUAUCUCGCGCCUGUGUAUAGUAGGCUUCCGUGA
This is a messenger RNA of Exophiala xenobiotica, 1714 nucleotides long. RefSeq names its product 4-aminobutyrate transaminase. Gene Ontology annotation, molecular function: transaminase activity; identical protein binding; pyridoxal phosphate binding. Lineage: Eukaryota; Fungi; Ascomycota; Eurotiomycetes; Chaetothyriales; Herpotrichiellaceae. The record is from RefSeq and is a predicted model, not a curated record. The transcript has 2 exons. The coding region runs from base 90 to 1430 and encodes 446 amino acids.